CAUAUUCACUUUUUCUCUGCCCACCACAUGGGCCUUAGAGCACCUGUCGCAAUCCCGUAGAUAUCCUCAACUUACCAAGGUCAAUUUCGUCCUUUCAGUUAUUCGGUCUAUAUAAGAGACCCGCGUAGAGUACAACUCCUUACAAUUCCAAAUCGCAAACCGGAAAAGUUUCUCCACUCUCACACACCACUCAUAUUUUGUCACUAGAGAUGUCGCCGGAGAUCGGAAAAUCGAUGAAGAUCCGUUACAUCGUUAAGAUUCGUCAGAUGCUUCGGCAUUGGAGAAAAAGAGCUGUGUCGUCUUCAUCUAAACGAAUAGCUCCUGAUGUGCCUGCCGGACACGUGGCAAUCUCCGUAGGCAGUAGUUGCCGGAGAUUCGUCGUGCGGGCGACAUACUUAAAUCAUCCAAUUUUUAGGAAGCUAUUGAUUCAGGCCGAGGAAGAGUACGGUUUUUCCAACCAUGGAACCUUGGCUAUACCUUGCGACGAGUUCCUGUUCGAGGAGAUCCUUCGGUUUGUCUCUAGAUCCGGAUCGGGUAACCCGACCCGUUCAUUGAGCCUUGAGGAUUUUCAGAAAUCAUGCCAUGCAAAGUACCGGAAUAGUGUGGAGAAUUUUGGUGAAUCUCGGCCACUACUGAGAUGUACUGAAAAAUCAGUUUGUUAAAAGAUUAGAAAAUUCGAUUAGGCAGUAGAAAUUUGUGAGGUUGCAAUUAAUGGAGAUGGCGAAAGGCCUUUGAGGACUGAGUCAUCCCGAAUUGUGCUGAUGAAAGACGCCAGAUUAUAAAGAGUGUCUGUUAGUAUUUUUCUUUUUGAAAUUUACAAUAUUAUUAUUCUCUCUUUUUCUUUUUUUCUCUCGAGACAAAAGUUGUACAAUUUGAUACGUAAUUGAUAUACUAUACAAUGAAUAUUCUUCUAA
Molecule: messenger RNA, 914 nt
Organism: Nicotiana tabacum (common tobacco)
Lineage: Eukaryota; Viridiplantae; Streptophyta; Magnoliopsida; Solanales; Solanaceae
Product: auxin-induced protein 6B-like
Biological process (GO): response to auxin
Source: RefSeq, a predicted model, not a curated record